Spinacia oleracea (spinach) is the source of this 657-nucleotide messenger RNA. RefSeq lists its product as uncharacterized. The transcript is spliced from 3 exons. Lineage: Eukaryota; Viridiplantae; Streptophyta; Magnoliopsida; Caryophyllales; Amaranthaceae. The coding region runs from base 1 to 657 and encodes 218 amino acids. The record is from RefSeq and is a predicted model, not a curated record.
AUGCCAAUUCCUAAUGGCUUAACUUGGUCUUUAAGGAAAAUUUGGCAUAAUAGAGAAGUCUUUCUGCAGGCUAGUGGAGUUGAUCAGUUUGUGCAGGCUGCAGGCUGGAAGAGAUUGAUUUGUAAUAGCCAUGCUAGUCCAAAGAGUACUUUCAUUAUGUGGCUAGCAGUGCAGAACAGGCUAGCUACAAAAGACAGAUUAAUAAGAUGGCAGCUGAAUAUUGAUGGUACUUGUGGCAUGUGUCAGUUGGAAAGUGAAAGCUUGGAGCAUUUGUUCUUCUCUUGUUCUUAUUCUAAGGAGAUUUGGAGACAGGUUCUGCUUUAUCUAGGUGUGACUAGAGCUGUGUUGCCUUGGCAAGAAGAAGUCCAGAUUGCAGUGAAGAGAAGCAGAAGUAAAAAGAAGAAGGCUUGCAAGUAUAGUAUAGCUUUCAUUGAGUCAGUUUACUGUAUCUGGUUGCAAAGAAAUUUUAAGGUGUUUAGGGAUCAUGUUGAUCCAGUCAAAACUGUUGUUAGCAACAUUAUGUUUAAUGUUGAGUGUAGAUUGCUCUCGCUAAAAAGAAUGGCAUUGAUUGUGGAUAAUAUGAUAUUGGAUUCAUGGAACGAGAUCAGCUAUCACAAGCAUAUGUAUAUUCGUGAAGAUGUGUCGUUGGUUGAUUAA